CCGUUGGUCUCGUCUCGGUGCCCGUCUCCCCUUGUGCCGUCGAUGAGGACGUCGUCGUGAGUCGCCAUUGUCGAUUCAUCUUGACUACUUCAUGCUUAUCAUCGAUCGUAUCCAUCCUCGCUUUGCUCUUCUUACUCCUUUCUUGUCCCUUUCCCCUUCCGUUUGCCAGUCCUCCCCUCGAACCGUUGUCGGCCCUGCCGCUACAUCCGAGGUCGAGAUGGAUGCCGUUUCAUCCGAGGAUGCCGCUGCUGUUGUCACCGUCGUAAGUCCACCAUUUUCACCGUCAUCACUAGAUCGUAUCGCUGAUCACUUCAAGCUUGGUUUCUCUCGUCGCUCGUCUUUGCAACUCUAGGCCUCUCCUUGUGCCGGACCCACUGAGGCAGAGGUGGUCAACUCUUGGUCGAUCGCGCUCGAGGGUGUCUACGUGAGCUUAUCGUCAGCCCGACCCCUAUUUGCUCAGCGCUGACCAUCUUCUUCGACUACCCGCAGGACGACGUUUUCACCGACGAGCCCGUGUCGUUGGAGACUGCCGAGGUCGAGGACGAACUCAUCGCCGAGGAAUUGACCGUGUCCUUUGGCGUAGCCGAUUGAUGUCGAUGCUAUGGGCUCAAGCGGUAUGCCUUCGGGCUCCUCUCGAACCCCCGUCAUCAGUCGAUUGGUUGCUCCGCCUGCGCCUUCUGCCAUCAGGACCGGGGACUUUGGAUUUGCGGUGAGGUCUGACAACGCUUUGGUCAAGGCGAAGUGAGUU
Filobasidium floriforme is the source of this 748-nucleotide messenger RNA. RefSeq lists its product as uncharacterized. Lineage: Eukaryota; Fungi; Basidiomycota; Tremellomycetes; Filobasidiales; Filobasidiaceae. The record is from RefSeq and is a predicted model, not a curated record. Bases 92 to 352 code for a protein of 86 amino acids. The transcript is spliced from 2 exons.